AUGGAAGUAAAGACGGUUAAUCAUCCUAAAAUUCAAAAGCGCUUUGGUACAAAUUCUAUGGUUGGGUCUUGUAACGGUUUGGUUUGUUUCCCUAAAUCUUUUGCACACCAUAUUGAUGACCCUGUAUACAUCUGUAAUCCCUGCACUGGGGAAUUAGUAUUACUUCCAGCAUUCACAGUCGCUGGAAACAAGAAAAAUGUCACAUAUUCUUUGGAUGGUUGCAUUGUGAGUGGGUUUGGCUACAAUCCUGACAGUAAUGAAUAUAAAGUUGUUAGGAUCUAUUAUGCCGACCCGCCGUGGAGCUUAAACCAGCCUAAGGGUCAAGUUCAGAUUUAUACUCUUGGUAGUGGAAGUGGGUGGAGAAACAUAGGAGAAUGUCCUUACAUGUUGCAGCGUUUCAGUUUGCUCCCAUCACAACCUUGUUUUCGCCCUGGUGAGAAAAACUUUUAUACACUGCAAGUUUUGGGAGGGUGUUUAUGUGUUGUGAAUGAUCAUGCUGGUAAAAGUCUUGACAUAUGGUCAUUCAAGAAGGAUAAUAGUGAAUGGGCAAAUAUGUUUAGCAUAUCAUGUCGGUCAAGUGGAUUUGUUGAUGUUUAUUGGCCAAUUUCCCUCACAUUGAGUGGUAAACUUCUGCUGCGGUCUAACUAUAAGACUCUCGUGUGUUAUGAUCCCCAAACCAGAGAAUUUAAAGAACUUGUAGAUCUUGACACAGAUAUGGUAUCCGAACCAAUGGCUUAUCCUUUGAUUGAGUCAAUACCGCACAUCAACAGCUUUGUUUCAUUGAAAGCUCUUGGAGAGAAGUCUGAGACAAUUGUGAAAGCCAUGUAUUUUGAUGAUUACGAUACAACCAGCGAUUAUGAUACAACCAGCGAAUAA
Molecule: messenger RNA, 876 nt
Organism: Papaver somniferum (opium poppy)
Lineage: Eukaryota; Viridiplantae; Streptophyta; Magnoliopsida; Ranunculales; Papaveraceae
Product: F-box protein At3g07870-like
Exons: 2
Coding region: 1-876 (291 amino acids)
Source: RefSeq, a predicted model, not a curated record